Erpetoichthys calabaricus (reedfish) is the source of this 1280-nucleotide messenger RNA. RefSeq names its product DnaJ (Hsp40) homolog, subfamily C, member 9 (gene dnajc9). The record is from RefSeq and is a predicted model, not a curated record. Bases 165 to 926 code for a protein of 253 amino acids. NCBI's taxonomy places the organism in Eukaryota, Metazoa, Chordata, Cladistia, Polypteriformes, Polypteridae. The transcript has 6 exons. Gene Ontology annotation, cellular component: nucleus; cytoplasm. Gene Ontology annotation, molecular function: heat shock protein binding.
AACCGGACGCAGACGUUCGAGCGCGAUGACGUCUGUCUCGCGCCAAAUACCAGAAGGAAGAAGAAAGCACAGCACAAUAGUGUAGUUAUUUUGAAGAAGGGUCUCCAAUAAUAACGACUGUUACCGAAUAAAGCUUUGUGCAGCUGAACGGGCAACGCACAAAAAUGGGUUUCCUGGAGAGUUGCAAAGACCUUUUUGGCACCAGUGACCUAUAUGAAGUACUCGGGGUUAACAAACAAGCAAGUGAUGCUGAUAUCCGCAAGGCAUAUUAUAAAGUAUCUCUCAGAGUACACCCGGACAGAGCACUCAACGAUGAGCAAGCCACAGUGAAAUUUCAGGCUUUGGGAAAGAUUUAUGCUGUACUGAGUGACAAGGAUCAAAGGGCUAUAUAUGAUGAGCAAGGCAUUGUGGAUGAGGAAUCAGAUACUCUGUGCCAGGAUCGAAAUUGGGAAGACUACUGGAGAUUGUUGUUUCCCAAGAUUACUACAAAAGAUAUCUUAUCUUUUGAAAAAAACUACAAAGGUUCCGAAGAGGAAGAAGCUGAUAUAAAGGCAAUCUAUAUAAGAUAUGAAGGAGAGAUGGAUCACAUCAUGAACUCUAUUUUGUGUACCACUUAUGAGGAUGAGCCACGAAUCAGGGAUAUUAUUCAAGCUGGCAUAGACUCCGGAGAGCUCCCAACCUUUAAAGCUUUCACUAAUGAGAGUGUAAAGAAGAAAGAAGCAAGAAAAAGAAAGGCUCUGAAAGAGAAAAAGGAGGCAGAAAAAAUGAAAAAAGAAAUGGAUGAAGAAAACUCUCUGGCCAUGCUUAUAAAGAAAAAACAGGAAUCUCGUUCAAAAGAGAUGGACAGCUUCUUAUCUCAGCUGGAAGCCAAGUACUGCAAGAAAGAAAAUAAUGCAAGUAAAAAGAAAGGAAAGAAAAAUAAGUGAAAAUACAAGUAUUUGAUGUUUUGCACUAUUUAUGAAGCACUUACUUGUGCUGCUUGUUAUGUCUGAUAAUAAAUGAUGAAUUGCCAUUAAUAAAGAAAUCCUGCUUUGAACAGAGCACGUUUUAUGUGUUCAUGGUCAAAGCAUUUUUAUCACAAUUUGUUUUUGCUAAGGUUAUUUUUUAAAAAUAAAGGAUGUAUCAAUACUUUCGAUAUAUCUAUGGCUUUAGUUUGGUGUUUUUUCCCCUUUUUUUGUUUCUUGUUUAUAGUAUGUCCUAAUGAUUUAAAGCAUGUUAGCUUGGUAAAGGAGGAAAUGCAAGUAACUGUAAACCAUAAUCAAAAAAGCAAGAAAAUACCA